AUGGCUGGACGUUUACCGGAUCGCGUGCUACUGGUGCAGUUUAACCAUAUCAUUGCCAAGUUCAGGAAAUUAAAACCAACUUACCAAGUAAUUAUUAAGGAUAUCACCAAAGAAUGGGGAAUAUAUGUAGCCGGAAUCGUUGGCGAGGGUUUGACUUACCUCUUUGUCGAGGCCGAGAUAGGCAAGAAUACCCUAAUCAAUUACUUACUGUAUAGAUCAAUAGGUCUACUCUUGCAGAAGAACAACAUCAUCCGCAAUAUUCGUAAAGAUUUCGAUAACGGUCGCCGCUUUGGCUACGCUAGAGUUAUGUUUUCGCAAUCCGGUGAUUUUUAA
This is a messenger RNA of Penicillium cosmopolitanum, 333 nucleotides long. RefSeq lists its product as uncharacterized. Gene Ontology annotation, biological process: ergosterol biosynthetic process; farnesyl diphosphate metabolic process. Bases 1 to 333 code for a protein of 110 amino acids. Gene Ontology annotation, cellular component: endoplasmic reticulum membrane. The record is from RefSeq and is a predicted model, not a curated record. The transcript has 4 exons. Gene Ontology annotation, molecular function: squalene synthase [NAD(P)H] activity. NCBI's taxonomy places the organism in Eukaryota, Fungi, Ascomycota, Eurotiomycetes, Eurotiales, Aspergillaceae.